AUGGCUUCACACGAUCGGUUGGACAGUCUCCGCCAAUGGUUCACCAACCACGGAGGAUAUCUGAAUCCAGGCGUGAGGAUUGAGUACAAUGCCGAGCGAGGGGUGCACUGUCGCGCGGCUUCGGAUCUCGCGCCAGACUCGCGCAUAUGCACCGUUCCACACUCGCUCGCGCUCUCAAGUCUCAAUGCGCUUGUCGACGACAGCUUCGCGGUCUUCAGAAGUCGCGGACUGUCGCCUCAGGCCAUGGGCUACUUCUACCUCAUGCAUCACUUCCUUCACAGCGAGGAGUCAUUCUGGAGACCGUACUUGGACACCCUGCCGCCUCCGACCAGCGAGCAUGGAACACCCUUCUGGUUCGAUGCGGAUGACUUGGCCUGGCUAGAAGACACCGAUGUCUUCUUCACCUACAAAGCCCGCCUUGCGAUGCACCAAGGAAACUAUUCUACCGGCACAGCCAUGAUCAGUAAAGCCGGAAUAGACGUCACGCCGUACAGCUGGCAACUCUACAAAUGGGCUGUCACAAUCUUCACCUCCAGGAGUUUCUCGUCACGAGCAUUACACCCACACGACAGCAAGUAUUGGGCUGCAUACAAAUCAGGCCCCGACGGCAGAAGGCAGACGGUCUUGCUCGACCUGUCUCGCGCUUCUUCCGAGCAUCUGGACUUCCCAGUCUUGUUUCCCGUGCUCGACAUUCCCAAUCACAGCCACGAUGCGAAAGUCGAUUGGACCUUUGACCCUGGCCUUUUCACAAUGGCAACGACUGAUGGCGCCGAGACUGGCUCCGAAAUUCUCAACAACUAUGGCCCAAAGGGUAACGACGAGCUACUACUAGGCUAUGGCUUCUGCUUACGAGAUAAUCCGAACGACAAAGUCCUCAUGACGCUCAAGCCGCCAUCCGACCGCCUGCAGCACGACAUUCGCCAUGUUCAGCCUGGCUACUUUGAUACACAGGGUCAAUGGAGCAGCGAGAGAGCAACCUUCGGCCUCAAGCGCAUAAGUGCCCAUGAGCCAUCUCCAGCCGACGUCUUCCAGCAAUUGCCAGCACCUCUGUUAGAGCUCCUGGCGUACAUGAUCCGCUUCGAGCGGCGACUACCUUUUGACUUCAUUGAUCAUCCACGGCAGUCUCUCAUUGACGACACCAGCACUAGCAGACACUAUCUGCCUCACAUCACCCGCAUGAUAGUAACGUCGAUGGCGCCAAAGCUGCAAAAGCUGCAAUCGAGCACACCGGAUCGUCCACCCUUGAAUGCUAGACAGCAGCAAGCACAGAUCUAUCGUAAUUCACAAAUUGAGAUAUUGGAGUCCGUAAUCGGCGGCCUUCGAGACUAUCUACGCUCACUGCUCCUCACUGAAUUUCCUCAUCCACAGCCUCUACCCACCGGACCAUUUAUCACGACAUUGGACGGGCUACUGCAGUUGCUCGGGCGACACAGUGUCGAGGCUGCCCGGGCCUUCGUUGAUGGCAUCGUGGCCAAUGCUGGUACACCAGAUCUUAGUCAGUUGCGGGAAGCUGGAUGGGAGGAAGACAUGUUCGUGUUGCUCAUCUGCUAUUGUCAAAUUGCCUUUGGCUUUGAACUACCAGAGUAUUGCCAGGGCACCAAGGUCAACGUCGAAGCGGAGCUAUUGGCGCAGGAACUGGAACAAGCACGGGAUCUUCUCAGUCUUGUUGCGACAGCGAGACAAGCGGUCCCUGCACCUGACAGUAUAUGGUCCAGCGAUCAGUGGACUGAACAGUUUGUCGCUCAAGUCGGUGGCAGGAUGUUGAUUCAUGAAAGCUUCAUGAUGAUGGUACCAGUUGAAGGUCAAGAGGUGGCGAGACCGGUGCUUUAUGUGUUGGGCAGUCGAGCGCAAGCCCAUGAUCAGCACACAUAAGAAGAGCCGUCUAUGACAACCGUUCUCAGAUGAAAGGGUUCCACGGACAGGGAUCGCCCUUUGUAGGCUGGCCUGGGUUGCGGUUUCUCCAGCAUGGAAGAUGCCACAGAAGGCCUGCAUGUGACCACGGACUCGGUCGCACGCACCAUGUGCUUUGUUGAAAGCCAAAUCCGUUUGCUAAGUGCUCAUGUGUAUAAUAGUGACAUCUCUUGAGGGCCUC
This is a messenger RNA of Pseudocercospora fijiensis CIRAD86, 2092 nucleotides long. RefSeq lists its product as uncharacterized. The record is from RefSeq and is a predicted model, not a curated record. The coding region runs from base 1 to 1872 and encodes 623 amino acids. Lineage: Eukaryota; Fungi; Ascomycota; Dothideomycetes; Mycosphaerellales; Mycosphaerellaceae. The transcript has 2 exons. Gene Ontology annotation, cellular component: nucleus. Gene Ontology annotation, molecular function: protein-lysine N-methyltransferase activity. Gene Ontology annotation, biological process: peptidyl-lysine monomethylation.